AUGGUUGUGAAAUUGGGAGACAUAGUUUCAUCACUCGUGGAAACUGCUCCACCGGUGGAGUUGAAGGAAGUGAGCAAUGAUUUGAACUCAAUUUUAGAAGGAAAUGCCAAACUGACCGUAAUUGACUCGCUUGAAACUUUCGUCAACUCGAAAGGAGGUGUCUUUUCUGACAAAUACAUAGCUUCUAUCUACAACAAGGUAGACCAUUCGAGCAAAUACGUUGAUUAUGUGAACAAGAAAGCAUUUAAUAUUGACGUGACAUCAUCGAAGGCAAUCGACUUUGAAGACUUUGAUCCCCAAAUUUCUUACCCAGAUUAUUUUGACAGCCUUCAAGAAAAGUUAUCGAAAUACGGCGAGGAUCAUUACCCUUCGAAGUAUGCUUUCACAAUCAUACCGAAAGAGGAGGAAACACAUAUUAUUCUUGUUGGUCAAAGGUUAAAUCUGAGCAAUUUUUACAGUGGCAGAUGGUACUCACACUAUGUAAUUCAUGACGACACGCUUUCGGAACUGGUUGAAAUUGAUAUUCAUUACUAUGAGGAGGGAAACGUACGCUUGAACUUCAAGGAUGAAAAGCAAGUCAAAUUGACUCUGAUUGACGCCAGCGCAAUUGUGAAUGCGAUUGAUAAGUUUGAAGAUGACAAAACUAAACAGAUUGUGGAAAAUUUCAAUGAAUUGAACCACAAGCAGUUCAAAUCACUUAGAAGAUUGCUCCCUGUUACAAGAUCGAAAGUUAACUGGGGUAAAGCCAUUGGAAAUUAUCGUUUGGGCUCCGAUGUUGUUAACAACAAGUAA
Messenger RNA from Meyerozyma guilliermondii ATCC 6260, 792 nucleotides. RefSeq lists its product as uncharacterized. Gene Ontology annotation, biological process: barbed-end actin filament capping; actin cytoskeleton organization. Bases 1 to 792 code for a protein of 263 amino acids. The transcript has a single exon. The record is from RefSeq and is a predicted model, not a curated record. Gene Ontology annotation, molecular function: actin filament binding. Lineage: Eukaryota; Fungi; Ascomycota; Pichiomycetes; Serinales; Debaryomycetaceae. Gene Ontology annotation, cellular component: F-actin capping protein complex; actin cortical patch.